AUGGAGGCCGAUGAAGUACAUCAAGUGAAUGGGCCUCGAAGACGCUUUGUCGAAUCCGAUGAAGAGUCCAAUUUCGAGACAGACUCGAUCGUCGAUGCUCCUUGGCGAGCACACAUAUUCGAAGACAACGACCAGAGGCUGAUCGAUAAUCCUUUGGCAAACGUUCACCAUAUCGAGCGUGAGAUCAAGAGCUUCGUCAAAGAUCAUGGCUUCCAGCAGCAGGAAAGCCUCUUCGUCAAGGCAGGACAGAUUCUUCGAGACCCUGAGGCGUGGCGAGCUGUCCCGAACCUGACCGACGAAGAAAAGGAGGCCCUGGAGAAGGAGAAUCGCAAAGGCUUCUGGAAACAGCCCAAAGAGCUGCGAGUGACUAUCAUCACUCUCUGCGUUGCUGCCGUUGUGCAAGGCUGGAAUCAGACUGCGUCCAAUGGAGCCAAUCUGAACUGGCCAAGCCAGCUCGGUUUGACUAACGUCGAUGGAUGUGACCCUACAGGCACUGACGCCUGGAUCUUCGCCAUUGUCAACGCCAUGCCGUACUUCUCCGCCAGUCUCGUGGGUUGCUGGAUCUCUGAUCCUAUCAAUGAGUACUUCUUCGGACGACGCCCAGCGAUCUGCUUUUCAGGCGUCUUGAUCUUAGCGUCUAUGAUUGGCAGCGCUUGUUCGCAGACAUGGCGCCAGCUGCUGGCUUGCCGUGCCCUGCUGGGCAUUGGAAUGGGUUGCAAGGCCAGCGUGGUCCCAGUCUUCGCUGCUGAAGUUUCCCCUGCACACAUCCGAGGCUCCUUGACAAUGAACUGGCAGCUCAUGGAUGCCUUCGGAAUCUUCUUGGGAUUCACAGCGAAUCUGGUCGUCUCAGGCGUUGGUCCGACGGCGUGGCGCUGGCAGACGGCAUCGAGUGUAUUUCCCUGCAUCGUCUUGCUAUCCCUCAUCUACGUCUGUUCGGACUCUCCCCGCUUACUCAUGAAAAGAGGCCCUCGACGGUACAAAGACGCAUACACCACCUUGCUGUCGCUUCGAGGCCAACCGAUCCUGGCAGCCAAGGAGCUGCUUUACGUCCACUACCAAAUGGAGGUGGAAAAGCGAUACAUAUCCGGCACGAAACGAGACGCAGACAUCGUCAGAGAAGAGCAGAUCGUCGAAGCAUCCAAGGGCAACACAACUUCCACAAGGACACUCCGCUCUCGCUUCGGAAACACGAGCUCCAUCAACUACUUCCAGAAAUUCGGCCAGCUCUUCACGAACAAACGGAUCCGCAGGGCGACCGUCGCCGCAGUCGUUGUCAUGGUCAGCCAGCAACUUUGUGGAGUCAAUGUCCUGGCUUUGUACUCCUCCAAUAUCUUCUGCGAGUCGGGGGAGCAAUUGAAUGGUAAUCUGGCCGAUCCGAACUACCUGGAACCCCUUUUCUUGAGCUGGGGGAUCGGAUUGACGAACUUCCUGUUUGCGUUUCCGGCUUACUGGCUAAUUGAUAAGCGUGGACGACGAUGGUUGCUGCUUGUUGCACUGCCGUUUAUGGCACUCAGCAUGUUGGCGGCGGCCCUGAGCUAUCAGAUUCCUGGUAACAGUCCUGCACACUCGCCUGUGAUUGGACUUUUCACUUACACCUUCAUGGUAUUCUACUCGUUCAGUAUGGGCCCAGUACCAUUCACGAUGUCAGCCGAGGUCUUCCCUCUCGAAAACAGAGUUGUGGGCAUGAGCUUCGCCGUUUUCUCUAACAUGCUCGGUCUCGCACUCUUGACGCUCUUGACGCCAAUAAUCACGGUCAAGGUCAGCCACGGCGGCCUCUUAGGCAUCUUCGCCGGCCUCAACCUCGUUGCCUUCGUCCUCAUCUUCUUCUUCGUUCGCGAGACCUCGGGUGCUACACUCGGCCGCACAGCAGGUAGCAUGACAUUCAUGUCCCUCGAGGAGCUGAACUAUGUCUUCGGCGUCUCGACGAAAGCGCAUGCCCUUUACCAAACGAAGAAGGUACUUCCUUGGAUGUGGAAGUAUUACAUUCGCCGCGACAAGUCGUCCGAUCGACCCGAACAACUAUAUACAUGGGCGAAUGCGAGGAAAGCGCAGAAACAGGAAGCGGUUGUGCAACAUGAGGAAUAA
Molecule: messenger RNA, 2085 nt
Organism: Zasmidium cellare ATCC 36951
Lineage: Eukaryota; Fungi; Ascomycota; Dothideomycetes; Mycosphaerellales; Mycosphaerellaceae
Exons: 9
Coding region: 1-2085 (694 amino acids)
Biological process (GO): transmembrane transport
Cellular component (GO): membrane
Molecular function (GO): myo-inositol:proton symporter activity
Source: RefSeq, a predicted model, not a curated record